AUGCCCCCUCGCAGCACCAAUGCAUUUGCCCGUGCCUAUCGCGCACUGGCCGACUUCAACGUCGAGUCCCUCUUCUCACGUGCCCCACCACCGGCAGUACCGCGCAAUGUAUACAUCAACCAGGAGCUGCCAAAGGACAUGUUCGACGCCAAGGGCAAGAUACUCAAGGAGAACAAAUAUGCGACUAAUCAAGUCGUCACCUCCAAGUACACCGUUCUGACUUUUGUUCCUCGUAACUUGCUCGAACAGUUUCGGCGUAUCGCCAACAUUUCUUCCCGCGCUGCCAAGGACGGAUAUGAAGACAUCAAGCGACACCAGUCUGACCGGCAAGUGAACCACUCGAUUGUGCAUGUGUUACGUGCAGGGAACCACAAGAACCACAAUGUGAUGCGACACAAGGAAAAAACAUUUGUUCCAGGAGUGCCUCUUCCCAAGUUUGUCCGCCGCGGCAAAGUAAAGAACGCCAGCGCCACCCCCGAAUCCACCCCUACGUCUGCUGUCAACCUCGAAAAAGGCUCCCCAGAAUCAAUGCAAAUGAGCGUGCUUUCUCCCAAUAACGACCCUGACGACCUCCCACCACCUGAAGACAAUCCCGGUGCUCCACACUGGGCCCUACUCUAUGGGAAGACGUACAAGUCGGUGAUUUUCGAGGAGGAAAAUGUGGCCUAUGUCGAAACCAAGAACUUGGAUGGCGAGACCAAUCUCAAGUCCCGUCACGCCGUUCCCGAGCUCACUCAUUUGCGCACGGCCCAAGACUGCGUUCAGGCCAACCCCAUGAAAAUCGAGGCCGAGGCUCCCGAUGUGAACAUGUACAGACUCAACGCCGCCGUCGUGACUGAGAGCGGGAAGAAAUCUCCGAUUGAUUUGCAGACUGUCUUUUUGCGUGGGACCGUUCUUCGAAAUACACGAUGGGCCACGGGUAUUGUUCUCUAUACUGGUGGCGACUCUAAGAUCGUUCUGAACUCGGGUGGUACACCCAGUAAACGGAGCAAAGUUGAACGACAAAUGAAUCCUCAAGUGUUUAUCAACUUGAUUAUUCUAGCCGCCAUGGCCGUGGUCUGUGCCAUUGUCGACUCCACACUCGAGAAGCGCGCGUUCAGAAAUGGUGCUUACUGGAUGGCUUUUGCGACUCAGCCGGAUGAUAACCCCAGCAUCAACGGGCUGGUGACAUUCGCCAACGCCCUCAUCACCUUCCAGAACGUUAUUCCCAUCUCCCUAUACAUAUCUAUUGAAUUCGUACGAACGUGCCAGGCAGCGUUUAUUUACUUUGACCGAGAAAUAUAUUAUGCGAAAAAUGACACUCCGACGCUCGCCCGCUCAUGGAACUUGUCUGAUGACCUUGGCCAGAUUGAAUAUGUCUUUUCAGACAAGACCGGCACGUUGACUCAGAAUAACAUGGUGUUCAGACAAUGUUCGGUUGGCGGCACCAUCUACAAAGGCGAAGAUUUACCCGAAGAAUCCGAAUCCGAGAGCGACUCUGAUGAUAACCCAGCAAUCAAAAAGAGCCCCUCGUCCGACACGACCGCAAUUGACGAUGAUCCCGAAGCCGGUCAACCACGCAAACAUCCCACCCUAGCCACCACCAAAUUCGCCAAUGCUCAGCUCAAGCAGGAUAUCGAGUCUCCCCGCGAUGAUGGCCACAUGCGUCAACUGUACGGAUUCUUUUCUACCCUUGCACUGUGUCAUACCGUCCUUGCUGGCACAAACGAGCAAACCGGUCGACUAGAAUACAAGGCUCAAUCCCCCGACGAGGCCGCGCUUGUUCAAGCCGCUGCAGACGCCGGCUUCAUUUUCCUCGGUCGCGAGCGCGAAAUUAUGCGUAUGCAAACACCGUUUGCGGGUGUUGAAGAAUUCGAGCUUUUGAACGUCUUGGACUUUACGAGCGCACGUAAACGUAUGAGUGUCAUUGUCCGCAAGAUGGAUCCCGAGGACCGCAGGGUAUUUUUGAUGUGCAAGGGAGCGGACAACGUUAUUUUCGAGAGGCUCAAAUCUGGCAACGAUAGCAUAAGGCAAAAGACUGGGGAGGACUUGGACUAUUUUGCUAGUGAAGGUCUUCGUACUCUCUGCUUGGCCUACAAGACCAUCUCGCCUGACGAAUAUGAAGCUUGGAACGAGCGCUACCAUGAAGCUCAAGUUGCUUUGGAAGGCCGCGAGGAAAAGAUCGAGGCUGUUUCGGACCAGAUUGAGCGUGACCUACGGUUAUUGGGCGCCACUGCAAUCGAAGACAGGCUCCAAGAUGGUGUUCCCAAGGCAAUCGCCGAUUUGAAGCGCGCUGGAAUCAAAGUAUGGGUCGCUACCGGUGAUAAACUUGAGACUGCCAUUGCCAUUGGAUAUAGUACCAACCUCAUUUCCAAGGAUGCCAACUUGAUUAUUGUGCGAGGCGGGGCGGAUACGUUUGCGGUGCACGAACAAAUGAAAAAGGCUGCGAACGAGUUUUUCCCUGAUGACAAGAUCAUGGAUAAUCCUGCUGUGCAUCCGACCGAGGAGCCCGCGACGCCUUCAGGCGAGGCUAUGGAUGAAGAAGCGCCCUGGAACCGCCAGCUGAUGAUCGAACUUUCGACUCGGUGCCCAGAUGGUCCGUUGAUCAAGGACGAAUUGGGCGUGAUGACCCUUGCGAUUGGAGACGGUGCGAACGACGUGAGCAUGAUCAAGCUGCGGAUGUGGUGUGGGUAUUUCGGGAGAGGAAGGUCUUCAGGCAGUAAACUCGUCGGAUUAUGCGAUUGCCCAGUUCCGAUUCUUGACGAGGCUAUUGUUGUCCAUGGGCACUGGUCGUAUGUCCGAAAUUCGAAUAUGAUUGUCAACUUCUUCUUUAAGAAUAUCGUAUGUAUUGGGUCCUAUGGUGGUUCCAAAUUUAUUGCGGAUGGAGUACUACAUAUGUGUUCGAAUACCUAUCUCUUGUUCUGGAAUGUGUUUUGGUCGAUCGCUCCAGUUAUUGCUAUCGGUAUCUUUGAUCGCAAUAUUGAUGCGGAUAUUUUGGUUACAUUGCCUGAGCUUUACCGGUAUGGUCGUGAAGGUCGCUGGUUUGGUGUUCGUGUGUUUGCGCUCUAUAUGUUUGAUGGUAUCUAUCAGUCCGCGGUCAUAUUCUUCUUUAUCCUCUACGCAUAUAGAUCCACCAGCGCACGUACAGAUGGUUACGAUGUUGGCAUGUAUGAGUUCUCAACGACUAUGGUCGUUGCCACCGUCAUGGCUGUCAAUGCCUUCAACGGCCUGAACACUCGUGCUUGGACAGGCUGGGUUUGGUUCGCGGUUACGAUCGGAGUCAUCCUCGUGUGGGCAUACACCGCAAUUUAUUCUCUGAUCAGACCAGCUGCUUUCUAUACUCCAGCAUACGGCAAUACGUAUUACCUCUUCCGCUCCGCGUACUUCUGGUUUGGGAUCCCCAUUGCGUUCUGCCUCGCCCUUGCUCCUCGUUACAUCUCCAAGACUAUCCGCUUGAUCGAGUUCUCGAACGACAUCGAUAUUAUGCGUAUCAUCCGUGCGCGUGAUCCCAACGUUGAUGUUGCCCAUCACCCCAAACUCGGCGGCCACUUUACGGAACAACAAGCCGAAGUCCGAGCCAGCGCGGAUUCGUACCCUCCGCGACGCACGCACUCUCGCCAGCCAACGUUACACUCGCUUGGUAGCCGAACAGACAUGUCCACUGGUAUGCGUUCAACCGGCAACCGCGGGUUCGACUUUUCCGCAGAGGAAGGUGGUGUUGCUAUUCGCAGAAUGCAGAGCAACAUUAGCGAGCGACAACGAGCACGGAUCGAGGGUUUAUCCGACGACGAAGAUGGUCAGAAGCGAAAGGGCAGCUUACGGAUAAUACCCGCCGCCGUUCGCCGGUCAUUACGUCUCAAGGGCCGAACUUCACCAUCUCAAACACACGAACAUUAG
Rhizoctonia solani is the source of this 3876-nucleotide messenger RNA. Its product is annotated as phospholipid-translocating P-type ATPase. The record is from RefSeq and is a predicted model, not a curated record. The transcript has 19 exons. Gene Ontology annotation, molecular function: ATP binding; ATPase-coupled intramembrane lipid carrier activity; magnesium ion binding. Gene Ontology annotation, biological process: phospholipid translocation. Lineage: Eukaryota; Fungi; Basidiomycota; Agaricomycetes; Cantharellales; Ceratobasidiaceae. Bases 1 to 3876 code for a protein of 1291 amino acids. Gene Ontology annotation, cellular component: plasma membrane.